Molecule: messenger RNA, 1437 nt
Organism: Cylas formicarius (sweet potato weevil)
Lineage: Eukaryota; Metazoa; Arthropoda; Insecta; Coleoptera; Brentidae
Gene: Mpcp1
Product: solute carrier family 25 member 3
Exons: 6
Coding region: 86-1162 (358 amino acids)
Biological process (GO): mitochondrial phosphate ion transmembrane transport
Cellular component (GO): mitochondrial inner membrane
Molecular function (GO): phosphate transmembrane transporter activity
Source: RefSeq, a predicted model, not a curated record
CGUCGUGGCAACGUCACAAUUUUAUCCGUGUGACGUCCGCCUUUUUCUGCGUCAGUGGUGCGGCCAUAUUUUGACGAGCAUAACCAUGUUUGCAUCGUUACUCCCCCGAGCCUUCUGCCAGGCCUCAGAAACCAACACUCAAUCCACAAUGGAUCAAGAGCCCCCGCAACAAAUGGGACUCGUUAAGUCGCUGAUGGCCCCGCGAACCAUCGCAGCCGCGGCAGUGGUCGAGGGGGACAGUUGUGAGUUUGGUUCCGCCCAUUACUUCGCGCUGUGCGGAUUAGGCGGUAUCCUUUCUUGCGGUAUCACUCACACCGCCGUUGUGCCCCUCGAUCUUGUCAAGUGUCGGAUACAAGUCGACCCGGCCAAGUACAAGAGUGUGUUUAAUGGUUUCAAAGUCACCCUGAAAGAGGACGGCGCCAGAGGAUUGGCCAAAGGAUGGGCGCCCACUUUCUUCGGUUAUUCCGCCCAGGGUCUAUGCAAGUUUGGUCUGUACGAAGUGUUCAAGGUACUCUACAGCGACCUAAUCGGUGAAGAAUACUCAUACGUCUACCGUACUUGGCUGUACUUGAGCGCUUCAGCUUCGGCAGAGUUCUUUGCCGAUAUCGCUUUGUCGCCCAUGGAAGCGGCCAAGGUCAAGAUUCAGACCACUCCCGGGUUCGCGAACACCCUGAGAGAGGCGUGGCCCAGAAUUUACCGCGAAGAAGGCCUGAACGGAUUCUACAAGUCGCUCGUGCCCCUGUGGAUGAGGCAAAUCCCGUACACGAUGAUGAAGUUCGCCUGUUUCGAGCGCACCGUCGAGCUGCUUUACAAGUAUGUCGUUCCCAAGCCGAGGGCGGACUGCUCCAAAGGAGAACAGCUGGUGGUGACUUUCGCGGCCGGUUACAUCGCGGGCGUUUUCUGCGCUAUCGUGUCCCACCCCGCCGACACCGUCGUCAGCAAGCUUAAUCAGGAAAAGGGUUCGACCGCUUUGGAGGCGGCCAAGAAACUGGGCAUGGCCGGAUUAUGGAAGGGCCUGACCCCGAGGAUAGUCAUGAUCGGUACGUUGACCGCGUUGCAGUGGUUCAUUUACGACGCGUUCAAGGUCGCGAUGCGCAUGCCCCGCCCGCCGCCGCCGGAGAUGCCCGAGUCGCUGAAGAAGAAGCUCGAAGCCACACAGUAGAUCCGAGGGAUAAAUCAAUUGUAAAUGUUGUUUUAAAGUAAUUCUGUUUUCCAGGAGGAACAAAGCUAGGACCCAGUCUUCUUUAAGUUAUUGAUUGUUAAACCGAAAAUCGAGCAGUAUUCGUGAAAAAUGGGAAUAAGGACUUUUUUGUCCUUCCGUAUAAGUCAAAACCGGGGAUUAUAAUGUGAAACUCGCCUUUAUCGAUUUUAUUAUUAUUGUCUGUUAUUUUAGACUGUAUAUAGGAGGAAUACAACGCAGUUGCGAUUGCUUUUCAA